Messenger RNA from Spirometra erinaceieuropaei, 1229 nucleotides. The record is from the annotation of a GenBank genome assembly. NCBI's taxonomy places the organism in Eukaryota, Metazoa, Platyhelminthes, Cestoda, Diphyllobothriidea, Diphyllobothriidae.
AUGGGGCCUUUUCCGUCUCUAAGUCUGCGUAGGCCAACCGUCUCCGCCUCCGCCCCCUUCUACCCACCCCGCUUUCCCUUCAACACAGGUUACCAGCCUUUUGUCUGUCCUUUUUGCUGUUCAGAUUUCCAAGAGACCGACUCUGAUCCGCAGACCUCAGCGGACGCCAACGGCGGCGGAUCCCAUGCCAACUCCCUCACAGACAUCCAGCGUCACCAAAUUAAGCACAGAGAACUCUUCCUUUCACGUCAGGUGGAGUGCCUGCCGGCAACUCAUAUUCGAGGUAUGUAGGAGGUCGCAUUUACCUGUCUGGAGACUCAAUUUUGGCAUUCUUCUUUUUUAGCCACUCUAUUGAUGGUGGCUGAUUGGUAGUUGGUUUAAAUAUAAAGUCCUGCAUACUGUGUGCCUUGCAGUGCGACUUGGUUGGCUGACGGGAGAACUGGGCAUGGGUGGUAAGCCGACCAAUAGGGGUUUCUCUGACCACCAGCCAUACAAUGAGAACAACAUUGUGGCUAGUGGAGAGCCGCACAGAAUGCACUUGACUGCAUUCCUCUGCAAGUGGCUCUUGCCAAACUCGCGUUAGGCAGCUGGAUCUGAGAUGUGCAUGGCAUAGUUGGCCCUGCUCCUCGUCGCAGGGCGUCGGUGUUACUGGCACACUCGAGUUGGCAACUACGAUGUGCCUCGUGGUGUCUGGUGGAUGAUUUGAUUGAUGUUGAUCACGCUGUUCUCUGACUGGGUCAGUCGUUUCGAGAUGCCUGAAAUUUGAUGUGGCUGUGACAUGUGUCUAAGGCAAGAAGACUCUGAAUACCGCUGAGGAAGGUCCUAUGAAUUUGUCUGCAGAUACUCAAGCCACGCAAUUUUGGCACACACACACACACACACACAUGAGGCUGGUGACAGUCGUCUUCCCUUAAUUCACUUUCUUCUACUUCCACACGGUUUCAUUUACAACAACAAUUGACCCGGAACAUGCACAGGUGGUAAAAGUACCUUUGAAACAUUACUAAUCCUGCCAGUGGAGAUGAAUGACAGAGGUUAGUGAAGCAAUCGGUCAGAAGGGAGCAGGUAGUCUUUUCAGACGGUUCCGGACUGAUUGGGGGUUUGUUGCUUCCCUUGUCCUCACCUCUGCACAGUUUUGCUCUCCUUCAGUCUACAAAACCAACUACUAUGGGACUGUUAAUUGCUGACAGUUUUCUUUGAACACUGAGGAAUAUGAGGCCCGUUUGCUG